Messenger RNA from Ordospora pajunii, 696 nucleotides. RefSeq lists its product as uncharacterized. The transcript has a single exon. NCBI's taxonomy places the organism in Eukaryota, Fungi, Microsporidia, Ordosporidae. The coding region runs from base 1 to 696 and encodes 231 amino acids. The record is from RefSeq and is a predicted model, not a curated record.
AUGAGACCCGUGUUCCUGCAUGCAAUCAUUAGCAUUGGAAUAGUUGUUGCUGAUUCCGCUAUUUUCAAAAUAGCUUCUAAGCUAGAGCCUACCAAAUUCUUCACUGGGGAAUAUAACAUGAUAAUGUCGAGUACAGAACCCGCUUUGGAGUUCGUAAAGUGGAAUACAAGCAUUGGUGGCCAGUACAUGAUUCAGGGCGUUGACUCUAAAAAAUAUUUGGACAUUGAAAACAAUGUGAGAGAUUUGGUUAUAUGGCCUACCAGUGUCCCAGCCAAUCAAAGGCAGUUUAUGUUUCUUAGAACAGACCCUGUAGAGCCUGGAUUCCAAAUCAUAACCUUCAAGAGUAGCAGUCUAAACGAUUUAAUGUGCUUGCAAUACGACCAGACUACUGGAAAAAUCACUAGAGAGACAUGCUCUCCAGAUAAUCCUCAACAGAUUUUUAUAUUUGAUCACGACAUUGUCAGUAAUAUUGAAACAGAGGAGAGGAUGGCUCUAGAGCGCCAGCGCCACUGCCCAGGUGGAGACUACAGCAAGUGCGGAAAACCAAAUAUAGUCAUUAUCAACAAGACAUCUGAUGACAUCACACAUCCGCACAGCCAUGCAUCACGUUUAUCCCAUUCGCAUGGACACCUAAACAACCAUAGCCAUGGCCAUAAUUAUUUCUCGCAUCUUAAUCUCUUGGAUAAUAACUACUAG